AUUGCGAUAAUACAGUUGAUUUCCAUAAGAGACGUUUGUAAGCCACUAAUAAUUAAAUAACAAGUAAUGGAAUCAAGGUGUAAUUAUUCGUAAAUUUUUAAUACAUGACAAAAUAAUAUCCAUUUUGUGUGGAACGUGUAAAUUGAAGAGAGAAGAAUCGGAAAUAAAAUUGAAGAUUUUGAGAUUGAAGAUUCUAACCUAAAUAUAAUCUUGCUUGACAAGUAUAUAAGUGGAUCACAUAAUGUGAUUUAAUACUUUUGUAUUUUGUCUCCAAAUUCUCACAAGUUUAUAACGUAAUUAGGUAUAUGUAUUAAUUAUAUUACAUACAUAAGACAUUGUUAGCUAGAAAGUUUUGCAAUGGCUGCGACAAGAGAAAAGCGAGCCAAUGCUGGCAAUAAAAUGGCAAGGCUGCUAAAUGAAGAAGAAGAAGAUGACUUUUACAAGACUACGUAUGGUGGCUUCGACGAAGUGGAACAAGAUCACGAUUAUAUGGAAGAAGAUGAAGGAGAAGAUGAAGUAGAUUCAGACUUUAGCAUCGAUGAGAAUGACGAGCCAGUUUCCGAUACCGAGCAAGAGGGCCCAAAAAAGAAACGUAGAUUAAUAACAAAGGCAUACAGGGAGCCCAAACCUGCUACAUUACAUGCACAAUCAACACCUAAGGAGAAGAAGAUAAAACAAACAAAACAAGAUAAGGUUUUCAUAGACAGCAUAGAAAGAAAAUCAAUACGCCGUUCUACUGCUGCAAAGUCUGCUGCUACACAAAAACGCUUGCGAGAAAGAAAUGAAGAUCAAAGACGAAAGAUAAAAGUUGUGAAACAUGAUAUAUGGAAACCUACCCAGGAAGAAUUACUAGAAGAAGCGUUGCAAACAGAAGAACUUAAUAUGAAAUCAUUAGAAAAAUAUCAGAAAUUAGAAAAUGAAAAAACUACGAGGACUGUAAGAAAAACGCAUGUUGGACCAAUGAUCAGAUAUCAAUCAUUGUCUAUGCCAAUCAUGAUAUUGUCUGAGAAAUCUACAGAUGAAGAUGAAAUAAAUGUCGAAUGUGAUGAUGAGGGAAAAGGAAAUUCUAAUAAUGCAAGUUCUGAUAAUAUUCCAAAAGAAGGAAGCGACGAAAAAGAUAAUAAAGAUAAAGAAGAGUCUAUAAUUAUUCUAUCUGAAUCUAUUAAAAAGAAGGAUAUUCAAGCUGAAGAAACUGGGACAUUUUACGAACGUACAUUUAUUACUUUUGAAAAUGAACAAUCGUAUUUAAACGUAUUUAAAAAAUCGACACAACAACGACCACCCUUGAAACAUCUAUGUGCAAUUACACGAUUACCUGCUAAGUAUCUGGAUCCUAUGACACAAUUACCAUACAAAAAUGUACAAACCUUCCGAUUACUUAGAGAAGCGUAUUAUCAGCAAUUGGAAGGACGGACUGAUCUUAAUGAUGCAUCUCCAGAAUUAUCACGAUGGCUCGAAUGGCGACAGAAAAAUCACAGUAACUCUCAGAGAAAUACUGUUCGUUUGGAAUCAGCAUCUCUACCUGUAUCUUCAUAAUCUUUUUUGCAUGUAAGUAGUGAUUUAGAAUAAAGAAUAAUCUGUUUUUAUUCUCGCGAUCAAAUGUAAAUUUAGAUAUAAGCUAUGUAUU
This is a messenger RNA of Pogonomyrmex barbatus (red harvester ant), 1627 nucleotides long. Its product is annotated as Vacuolar protein sorting-associated protein YL-1. NCBI's taxonomy places the organism in Eukaryota, Metazoa, Arthropoda, Insecta, Hymenoptera, Formicidae. The record is from RefSeq and is a predicted model, not a curated record. Gene Ontology annotation, cellular component: nucleus.